Messenger RNA from Paramecium octaurelia, 592 nucleotides. The record is from the annotation of a GenBank genome assembly. NCBI's taxonomy places the organism in Eukaryota, Ciliophora, Oligohymenophorea, Peniculida, Parameciidae.
AUUUUUUUAUAUCCUUUAUUCAUUCGUUUAUGUUCACGGAGUUGAAUUUAGUUUCUUUUUGGAAUCAGAAGAAAAAUUAUGUUUCGUUGAUGUCUUGGCACCAAACACUUUAUUAAUAGCAAAAAUCAGAUCUUAAACAGACCAAUAUCAUUUUUACAUGACUCUAUAAUCAGAAAAUGAUGAAAUCAAAAGGAUUUAUGAAAGCGAAGGAAAAAAUUAACUUAUCUAUGAUUAUACAACCAUGCAUGGAGGGAAUUACUAAUUUUGUUUUGAGGAUAAACUUGGCUUAUAUAGUGAGAUUUAUUUUGAAUAUUUAAUUGGAAUUGAAGCUAAUGAUAUGCAUGAGAUAGCUUAAAAAUCGGAUUUAGCUCUUGUACAAGAAACCCUCAAUAAUAUUUAAGCAAAAUUGUAGUUUAUGAAAUAAUAGUUGAUUAUCUUCUCUUAGGUUAAAUUAGAGAACAUUUUUAGUUUAGAGAGCUUGUAUUAUCACAUUGUGUAAUCUGACCUUAUUGGAUUUACCAUCAUUGUGAUAUUGAUUUUUAUAGAAGUGUAGAUUUUGAAAAGGAAGAUAUUAAGAAAAAAAAUAUAAUGA